Messenger RNA from Vigna angularis (adzuki bean), 2218 nucleotides. RefSeq names its product transcription factor VOZ1. The coding region runs from base 325 to 1743 and encodes 472 amino acids. The transcript has 5 exons. Lineage: Eukaryota; Viridiplantae; Streptophyta; Magnoliopsida; Fabales; Fabaceae. The record is from RefSeq and is a predicted model, not a curated record. Gene Ontology annotation, biological process: regulation of DNA-templated transcription; positive regulation of long-day photoperiodism, flowering.
UGUAACUGCAAUGUCCCUAUGCUUUUUUCUGUUUUGUGAUUAUCCCCUUUCACACGCUGAUCUCAUCAGUUGAGAGAGGGGGGAAAAUGGAGUUUCUCUCUCUUCUCCCUUUCCAUCUCUUUAUAUGAGUUUCUCACCUUAAAUCUUAUUCUGAAGCGAGAGAGUAUUGAACCUUCUGAGUUCUAUCUUUAAUAGAAAAUUUGGAGUCUCAGGUGAGUGUGCAUGAAUUUUCUUUUUCUGAAUCGGGUCUGGGACUCUUGGCUGAAACUGCGACCAUGACAUUGGUGAUCUCAGGGUCUUAUAGGAAGGAAUUGAAGUUUUGUGAUGAAGAAAAUUUCCAAGAGCAGCUGCAAGUCCGCAUCACACAGGCUCUUUAAAGACAAGGCAAGGAACCAUGUUGAUGAUCUACAGGUCAUGUUCUUGGAUCUGCAGUUUGCCAGAAAGGAGAGCCGAACGAUUGAUGUGGCACUCCUUGAGGAGCAACUCCAUCAAAUGCUUCGUGAGUGGAAGGCCGAGCUCAAUGAGCCUUCUCCAGCUUCUUCUCUGCAACAAGGUGGUAGUCUUGGUUCAUUCUCGACCGAUGUCUAUAGGCUAUUGCAGCUCUGUGAGGAGGAAGAUGAUGCCACUAGUCCAUUAGUUGCACCUAAGCCUGAACCUAAUGAUCAGACUAUGCAGCCUGGAGCUAGGGUGAUAGUUCAAGAGGGCCAGCAUGAACAAGAAUUUCUAUUACUUAAAGAAUGCAAACACUCCGCAGUAGGAGUUCCCAACAUGGAAGCUAACAACUUGGACGGACCUGCUUUAGAACUUCAUCAAUUUGAAUUCAAUAAGGACUUGGAUCACAGCUUUUAUGCCGGUACAGGAUUUUGUGAGGAAGGUGGUGUUCCUCAUAUAUCUAGCUAUCUUCCAAGUGCGUGUCCUCCUCCUUCUGCUUUCUUAGGUCCAAAAUGCGCACUUUGGGACUGUCCAAGACCUGUUCAAGGGUUGGACUGGUGUCAAGAUUAUUGCAGUAGCUUUCAUGCUGCUCUUGCUUUAAAUGAAGGACCACCAGGCAUGACCCCAGUUCUAAGACCUGGGGGAAUUGGACUCAAGGAUAAUUUACUUUUCGCAGCUCUUAGUGCAAAGGCACACGGAAAAGUUGUUGGCAUCCCAGAAUGUGAGGGAGCAGCAACUGCAAAAUCUCCAUGGAAUGCACCUGAACUCUUUGAUAUUUGUGUCCUGGAGGGUGAGACUAUUAGGGAGUGGCUUUUCUUUGAUAAGCCUAGAAGGGCUUUUGAGAGUGGGAACAGAAAGCAGAGGUCCCUGCCGGAUUACAGCGGGCGUGGAUGGCAUGAAUCUAGAAAACAAGUGAUGAAUGAGUUUGGAGGGCUGAAGAGAUCCUAUUACAUGGACCCUCAGCCUCUGAACCUUUUUGAGUGGCACCUUUACGAGUAUGAAAUUAGCAUGUGUGAUGCAUGUGCCUUAUAUCGGUUAGAACUUAAGCUUGUUGAUGGGAAAAAGAGCUCAAAGGCAAAGAUAAUAACAGGUGAUUCGGUUGCUGAUCUGCAGAAGCACAUGGGAAGCCUCUCUGCUGAGUUUCACUCCGAUAGUAACAAACGGUCUGCCAAAGGUAGUAGAACCAAGCUUGGCAUAGGAGGUGGUGUUUAUUCAGCUUCUAACAGAGCUGCUCUACUAAAUGCACCUUAUCAAUACGGCUUAACUGCACCAUAUGACUUUGUUGUUGACAACACAAGUGACUAUAUGUGACAUCAUUGAUCUUACAUAACUUUGCCUUUUUUUUUCCUUUUUCUUCUUAGGAACAACAAGACAAGGGGGUUUUUUUUCCUUGUCAAAACAUUGUGAAUAGUUCAUUCUCACAGGAGUACUGCAUUAUAGAGGCUGCUGGAUACAAAAUUCUAACUUGGAAAGAUCACCAACAAUUGGUGAGUGCUAGAAAUCAUCAGCACAACGUUGCAGUAAUUCAGUAUGGAAGAAUUAGAUGCAGUCUGCAGGACAGACUUUCUAGGGCACAUAACAUUGGCUAUGUAAUAAUGUUUCUUUCCCUUGAUGAAAAUCUAUCUUUCUGAGGGAAAAUUAAUCUCCAAAAUUCGACAUAGAUAAUCAUCUGCUUUGUUUUAUAUGUCCUUGCUACAAAGUGACUUCUAUCUCUACAUACAGCAUUGGGCAUCUGAUAUGGUUGUGAUUGUUGCAAAUAUAGUAAUUAUAUUUUCAGUUUCUCAAA